Molecule: messenger RNA, 2722 nt
Organism: Nelumbo nucifera (sacred lotus)
Lineage: Eukaryota; Viridiplantae; Streptophyta; Magnoliopsida; Proteales; Nelumbonaceae
Product: type I inositol polyphosphate 5-phosphatase 8-like
Biological process (GO): phosphatidylinositol dephosphorylation
Molecular function (GO): phosphatidylinositol-3,4,5-trisphosphate 5-phosphatase activity; inositol-polyphosphate 5-phosphatase activity; phosphatidylinositol-4,5-bisphosphate 5-phosphatase activity
Source: RefSeq, a predicted model, not a curated record
AACCCACGCGGCCAUGCCUCAACGGCCCAACGCACCACCCCAUCCUUGCAGAACUGAACCCACCACGCCUGCACUCCUCGCUCACUCGCUCGUCGUCGUCUGUGUAAGAGUGUAUAAUAAGGCCAUAAGCCAUUCGGGAUUUUUUCUCUGUCCCCCUCCUUCAACUCUGUUCGAGUCCAUACUCCAUACUCCAGACUCAAAUUCUCAUCAAGGUGUAGAAAGACGAGAUCCUUUUUGGGUUUUUACUUUUCCCAGGGACGUCUCCCAGCCGCUCCGCCCGUCCGUUCUGCCAUUCUCUUGAUCUCUUCUCCGCCACACUAACAACAAACAAGUAUACAAGAAAGGGAAUACCGACGCAAUAUCGAAAAUUCUCACUGAUGACUGAACCAAAUAGAACGAGGAAAAAUAGACGCUGCUUUUAUUUUUCCAUGGCAGUGGCUUGGUCUCCUCUCCGCCACUAGCAAGACGCUGUUUGUACUUCUGCGACUGCUAGAGACAUUUGUACUUCUUCAACAUUAAAGGAUAUCGACGGCCAGUCGGCGUUGUUGUGCUGGAUUCUUGCCCCUGAAUGAUCCAAAGGUAUAACAAUGAGAACAGGGUGUCACAAGAAUCACACGAAGUCUUCUUGGCCGAAAAUAGUCGUAAGAAAGUGGUUGAACAUCAAGAGCAGAGCCGACGAGUUUCAUUCAGAUUAUGCCACAAGAGGGGCCGUGGGCACGAGAGAAAGAAGGAAAAGCUGCUCUGACGAUGAGCGAUAUGUUUUCCUGUCAUGCGGCUUCCAAGGGUGGGUGAUGGAGACUGCAGAGAAUCCGAAAGGGUCGAGAUUCGAACCGGAAGGUCCAGUUAUCGCUGAUACUCUUGACCUGAGGAUGUUCGUUGGCACUUGGAACGUAGGAGGGAAAUCACCAGACGAGCGCUUGAACCUAACGGACUGGCUACGGACUCCUGCUCCAUCUGACAUAUAUGUACUCGGGUUCCAGGAAAUCGUCCCUUUAAAUGCAGGGAAUGUACUUGGUGCUGAGGACAACGGUCCCGCUACGAAGUGGCUAUCGCUGAUUCGUAGAGCUUUGAACGACAGCGACAAAGACCAAGAAGUUGACCGAAACAAUACGGAGGACACCACUGACGCAAAUUGUAAAGGGUGCUCCAAUGCCCAGCUCGACUUUGACCACGGCAACGUGAAGCAAAAACCCAGAAUUAGUUUCUCGGAUCUUCUUUCGAUGGAGGAUGAACUGGAUACAGAGGAUUUUGAAAGGAUUUGCAGUUCAUUUCAAACUUCGAAUUCAGGCGAGGAAGACUUGCUCUGCCUACCGGGAGGAUUUUGCAGUCAAAUGCGGAGCCAAUAUUGCUUGGCCGCAAGCAAACAGAUGGUGGGUAUCUUCCUGUGCGUAUGGGUGCGCUCUGAUCUCAGCCGAUGCAUUAGUAAUUUGAAGGUUUCUUGCGUUGGAAGGGGCAUCAUGGGAUAUCUCGGAAAUAAGGGCUCCAUAUCUAUAAGUAUGACACUACACCAAACAACAACAUUCUGUUUUGUUUGCACGCACCUGACCUCAGGCGAAAAAGAAGGGGAUGAGGUGCGAAGAAAUUCGGACGUUGUGGAAAUACUGAAGAGAACGAGAUUUCCUCAAUCCAACAGAGACCGUGGUGGACGGGAGGUGUCCUCGUCAUCCUCUCCUGAUAACAUAUUAGGCCAUGAUAAGAUUAUUUGGCUUGGUGAUUUAAAUUAUCGUCUCGCUUCGACCUGUGAGGAUGACGACACUCACCAGCUUUUGAAGAAGAACGACUGGCAAGCCCUCCUGGAGAAAGACCAGCUGAGGAUAGAGCAACGAGCGGGUCGAGUGUUUAGUGGGUGGGAAGAAGGGGUGAUAUAUUUCGCUCCGACCUACAAAUACAUCGCCGAUUCUGACGAUUACGUUCUCCACACCUCUAAUUCUAAAUCAUCAAAACAAAAGAGGCGCACGCCUGCCUGGUGCGACCGGAUACUAUGGAAAGGGGAAGGAGUGAAGCAGAUGUGGUACAUGAGAGGGGAAUCAAGGUUCUCGGAUCACAGGCCCGUUUAUUCAUUGUUCUCUGUGCAACUUAACGUGGCUAACAACAACAGGGUCAGGGUCAGGGUCAGUACUUCAACCGGAACAGCCGUACACGCCGCAAGCCGCAGCAAUAUUAUUUCUCCGUCGACAUUGCUGGCUAGCAUGUCAUCAUCGUGCAUAACUAGGGUGCAAGCCGAAGAGCUUCUGCUAUUAACGAGGGAGCACCAUGCAAGCUGCUGCAUUUAACGAGGGACCGUCUCCAGGUCCUCCUGAUCAUUCUUUUUACCCAUUCAUCAAAAUCUGGAGCAGCCCACCUUCGCAAGUUAGGCUAACAGCAGAACAAUGCAUUACACUUGAAGUGAGAUGUGUUAAAUCAAGUUAACAGAGGGUUAGAAUGUAAUCUGUUCCAUACGUAGCUUAAUUUCUUUUUUAUCCACCCCUACCAAAAUAAAAAAGAAUUUUAAAUCAUAAGCCUGAGGAUAUGCAAGCCUCAUACUUGAUUCACACGUUGAAGAUUGGGGAGUGAAUGCGAAUAUAUUGUCCCAAACCCCACUUAUCAUUUUGGUCAAAAAGCCCAUUCAAAAUCUUGUCAUUUUGGAAGCAUAGCUUUUUUUUUUGCAAAAAUCAAUUCAUGAGGAAUAUUCAAACUUUUAUAUAUUUGUCUUAUAAAAACAGUUUGCAAAUUGCUGAUUACU